Messenger RNA from Erythranthe guttata (spotted monkey flower), 2304 nucleotides. RefSeq names its product transmembrane 9 superfamily member 7. Gene Ontology annotation, biological process: protein localization to membrane. The record is from RefSeq and is a predicted model, not a curated record. Gene Ontology annotation, cellular component: membrane. Lineage: Eukaryota; Viridiplantae; Streptophyta; Magnoliopsida; Lamiales; Phrymaceae.
UCCAAUAAAACCCCUCUCUCUCUAUUCUCUCUCUCUCUCUCUCGCUCAGAGUGGAGAAUCCGAAUCGCGAAAAAUGGGUCUACGAAUUUCCGGUCGGGUCGUCGCCAUUGUUUUCUGCUCGCUUCUCUUGUUCACAACUGGGCACUCCUUCUACCUCCCUGGUGUUGCACCUCGCGAUUUUCUAAAUGGAGAUGAACUUCAGGUCAAAGUGAACAAGCUAUCAUCUACUAAGACACAACUUCCAUAUGAUUUCUAUUUCUUGAAAUACUGCAAGCCAGCUAAAAUCCAGAAUGUUGCGGAAAACCUUGGAGAAGUUCUUCGAGGAGACCGUAUAGAGAAUUCUAUUUAUACUUUUCACAUGAGGGAAGAGCAGUCGUGCACUGUUGCUUGCAAAGUUAGUCUUGAUACUCAAGCUGCAAAGGAUUUUAAGGAAAAAAUUGAUGAUGAGUACAGAGCCAAUAUGAUCCUAGAUAACCUUCCAGUAGCUGUACUUAGGCAAAGGAGAGAUGGAAUUCCUUCAACAACUUACGAGCAUGGUUUUCGUAUUGGGUUCAAAGGGAAUUAUGCUGGGAGCAAAGAUGAGAAAUAUUUUAUUCAUAACCACUUAAGCUUCAGAGUUAUGUAUCAUAAAGAUCCUGAAACUGAUUCCGCUCGAAUUGUUGGAUUUGAAGUCUCUCCUGGCAGUAUUAACCAUGAGUACAAGGAGUGGGAUGAGAAGAACCCUAAUGUGCCAACAUGCAACCAGAACACCAAAAAUUUGAUUCAGGGGAACAACGUUCCUCAAGAAGUGGAAAAAGGCAAAGAAGUCGUAUUUACUUAUGAUGUUACUUUCAAGGAAAGUAAUAUUAAGUGGGCGUCACGGUGGGAUACCUACCUCCUCAUGAAUGACGAUCAAAUUCAUUGGUUCUCAAUCAUCAACUCUUUGAUGAUUGUCCUCUUCCUUUCUGGUAUGGUUGCCAUGAUAAUGAUGAGAACCCUUUACAGAGACAUUGCAAACUACAACCAACUGGAAACCCAAGACGAAGCUCAAGAAGAAACUGGAUGGAAACUCGUCCAUGGAGAUGUUUUUCGAGCACCUCUAAACUCCGGAUUGCUCUGUGUCUAUGUGGGAACCGGCGUUCAAAUCUUCGGAAUGACACUUGUGACAAUGAUCUUCGCAUUGCUAGGUUUUCUCUCUCCGUCCAAUCGAGGCGGACUUAUGACUGCCAUGGUUCUGUUGUGGGUGUUCAUGGGAUUAUUCGGUGGCUACUCUUCCGCUCGUCUCUACAAAAUGUUCAAAGGCACCGAAUGGAAGAGGAACACCUUAAAAACGGCAUUCAUGUUCCCUGGAAUUCUAUUCGCUAUCUUCUUCGUACUGAAUGCACUUAUCUGGGGAGAAAAAUCAUCUGGAGCUGUGCCCUUUGGUACAAUGUUUGCCCUUGUCUGUUUAUGGUUUGGAAUAUCGGUGCCGUUGGUAUUUGUCGGUAGUUUCUUGGGCUUCAAAAAACCCGCGAUGGAAGAUCCUGUAAAGACCAAUAAAAUUCCGAGACAAGUACCUGAACAGGCCUGGUACAUGAAACCGAUAUUCUCUAUACUAAUCGGAGGCAUUCUUCCAUUUGGUGCCGUUUUCAUCGAACUGUUCUUCAUCUUGACUUCGAUAUGGCUGAACCAGUUCUAUUACAUCUUCGGCUUCCUCUUCAUAGUCUUUGUGAUCUUGAUAGUCACAUCUGCAGAGAUAACAGUUGUCCUUUGCUACUUCCAGUUAUGCAGCGAAGACUAUAACUGGUGGUGGAGAGCUUACUUGACAGCUGGCUCGUCCGCUUUGUACCUUUUCUUGUACUCGGCUUUCUACUUCUUCACCAAGUUGGAAAUUACGAAGCUGGUUUCGGGUAUUUUCUACUUUGGCUACAUGCUCAUUGCAUCGUAUGCUUUCUUUGUCUUGACGGGGACAAUUGGCUUCUACGCUUGCUUCUGGUUCGUUAGGAAGAUAUAUUCCUCGGUGAAAAUCGAUUGAUGUAGGAAAUCACGGUUACGGAAUUCAACGAUAAUGUAGGACUGUAUUUGGGACGUGGAUGAAUCAUGAAAAGAGAAAGUUAAAUGUUGUUAUCCAGUGUAUAUUUUUCACUGCCUGCUAAACCUCAAUUUUCUGCUACCGAUGUCGGGUUUGGCUUGUACUUUAAUCUUCUUGCUUUUUUUUUCUUCCCGAUACGAAGAUAGUUUAUUAAGGAACCUGUGACCGAAGUUGAAGAUCUUAGUUUUAAUCGAACUUUUCUCCAUAUAAGGCAACGUAUGUUGUUGUUUAUUAUGUAUUCUGGUUUUCAUCCU